AGUGUCCAGUUGAUGUCGUCGUUAUCACAGCCCGGACUGCUUAUCUUAUCAAGGGCCGGGAUCGGAAACCUGCCCCAGCACAGGUACCCUAAGGUCGGGUCAGGUCCCUUAACGGCAUGAGUGGACCCUAACCCGCUAACUGGUGGGGUUUUUGCGGAGUGUAGCCCGUCGGGCGCCCGUCCCUGCACUCCCGUCGACUCUGCAGUCCGCAGCAGCGCUGGGGCUUCAUUGCCGGGAGUUCUCUUGCCGGGACAGGAAAUUUCCUUCUAGCCCUGUCUCCCCUGCCUACCCCGUCAGCGACUCCAACAUCCACGUCGAUAUCGAAUUUCUCGACGACUCGUAUGCCUUCGUUGCGCCAUAGCGGACGGACGUCUUCAUCAUGCACUAUAUUCGAUUUUGUCGACCACCUGUGGUUGAGCAGGGGAGGUCCGGGCUCAAAACACUGAAGCUUGUUCUCACCAUAACAACCGACCUGAGCGACAAAUUCCUUUGUCCGCAUGAGCCGAUCCAGUUUUCCAUUAUCGGAGCCGGCGCUCCAGCAAAUCCACAGAAUGGUCCGGUGCCCAUCAACCUGACGCCAAAGAACCCUCCAACCUGGAGGGCCGGUAUGCGGGUCUUGAAGGUCGAUGUUCAACUCCCACCACAGCCAAUCGAGACGGUCCAAGUCAGGCCAACCAACCGACAAUUGGCGGCUCUCACCACCGACGACAUCAGUUCUGGCACUGGAGCCGGCUUGAUUCUUCCUGUCUUUGCGGAUCUCGCACCUGGUCCGACUAGCCAUAUUUGCUUCCGGAGCUUGCGCUUGCCUGGCGGGACCGCGACACUUCAGGUGGAGGAGGAGAUGGGUGAGAGCAUGGCCCGUCAUGUAUGGGAUGGCGGCCUCACCACCGCCUCCUUUGUUGCCAGCAUGGUCCUUGGCCAAACGGCUGCCAACAGCACCAGUACCAUGGCGUCGUUGCCCAUUUUGGCAAACAUUCUGCAGCAAAACGAUGGACCACUGAACAUCAUGGAGUUAGGCUGCGGUGUGGGCAUCUUGGGCCUUGGUGUUGCGCGCAUCUUGGGCGUUUCAUCGCAAGCAACGGCAGAGAAAUCGACCCUUCUCAUGACCGAUCUCCCCGACGCGGAAGAACGGACGCUGGCCAACAUUGCCCGCUCGGCAGACCAGACAGCCUGCACUGUGAUGUACGAGAACUUGGACUGGAAUGACGGAAAGGAUGGGAUAUUUGGGCCCGAGGUAACAUCACGGGCGUGGGACCUGGUGAUUCUCAGCGACUGCACGUAUAAUGACCUGCUGCCUGAGUUGGUCAAGACUCUUUCCGCCGUCCAUGCUCAUUCUGCUCAGCAUUCCGGCCCUUCCAAGACCAAGAUCUUGCUUUCCACAAAGCCGAGGCAUUCUGACGAGCAGGUGUUCUUUGACCUCAUGUCAGAAGAUGGAUGGUCGAUACAGGAGGAGGUCAAGCUGCCGCUCCCUGUGCUGAAUGACGAGGCGCAGACUGUAGAGGUCUACUUGUUUUCGAAGAGCUAAAAAUUGGCUGCUUGCUGUUUGGGCAAUACGCCAUCACCAUUUCCUGACGGACUUUUGCCAUGGCUUCUCCUUUCCAUCAGUAGGCGACUUUGUCAAAGAGCAUCCGAUUCACCCCAGACAAGCGCAGAUCCAUUGCAUACAUCUGUGCAAGCCAUCUUUGGACGUGUGAU
This is a messenger RNA of Neurospora hispaniola, 1695 nucleotides long. RefSeq names its product putative methyltransferase-domain-containing protein. The record is from RefSeq and is a predicted model, not a curated record. The transcript has a single exon. NCBI's taxonomy places the organism in Eukaryota, Fungi, Ascomycota, Sordariomycetes, Sordariales, Sordariaceae. Gene Ontology annotation, cellular component: cytoplasm; nucleus. The coding region runs from base 380 to 1525 and encodes 381 amino acids.